Pongo pygmaeus (Bornean orangutan) is the source of this 5252-nucleotide messenger RNA. RefSeq names its product spalt like transcription factor 3 (gene SALL3). The transcript has 3 exons. Gene Ontology annotation, molecular function: RNA polymerase II cis-regulatory region sequence-specific DNA binding; DNA-binding transcription factor activity, RNA polymerase II-specific. NCBI's taxonomy places the organism in Eukaryota, Metazoa, Chordata, Mammalia, Primates, Hominidae. Gene Ontology annotation, biological process: regulation of transcription by RNA polymerase II. Gene Ontology annotation, cellular component: nucleus. The record is from RefSeq and is a predicted model, not a curated record. Bases 49 to 3924 code for a protein of 1291 amino acids.
CCCCGCUGAUGCCGCUGCCCCGCGCGGGGCCCGAGCGCCGCUAGCAGCAUGUCUCGGCGCAAGCAGGCCAAGCCCCAGCACCUCAAGUCGGACGAGGAGCUGCCGCCGCCUGACGGGGCUCCCGAGCACGCCGCCCCGGGGGAAGGUGCGGACGACGCAGACAGCGGGCCCGAGAGCCGCAGCGGGAGCGAGGAGACCAGCGUGUGCGAGAAAUGCUGCGCCGAGUUCUUCAAAUGGGCGGACUUCCUGGAGCACCAGCGGAGCUGCACCAAGCUCCCGCCUGUGCUGAUCGUGCACGAGGACGCGCCCGCGCCGCCCCCCGAGGACUUCCCCGAGCCUUCGCCCGCCAGCUCCCCGAGCGAGCACGCCGAAAGCGAGGCGGCCGAGGAGGCGGGUGUGGAGGGCGCGGAGGGCGAGGCCAGGCCGGUGGAGAAGGAGGCCGAGCCCAUGGACGCGGAACCCGCGGGGGACACGCGCGCGCCCCGGCCCCCGCCUGCGGCCCCUGCACCCCCCACGCCCGCCUACGGCGCGCCCAGCACCAACGUGACCUUGGAGGCGCUGCUGAGCACCAAGGUGGCGGUGGCGCAGUUCUCGCAGGGCGCGCGCGCGGCGGGCGGCUCGGGCGCAGGUGGCGGCGUGGCAGCUGCGGCCGUGCCCGUGAUCCUGGAACAGCUCAUGGCCCUGCAGCAGCAGCAGAUCCACCAGCUGCAGCUCAUCGAGCAGAUCCGCAGCCAGGUGGCCCUCAUGCAACGCCCGCCGCCACGGCCCUCUCUCAGCCCCGCGGCUGCCCCGAGCGCACCGGGCCCGGCCGCCAGCCAGCUGCCCGGGCUGGCCGCGCUCCCGCUGUCGGCGGGGACCCCCGCCGCCCCGGCCGCCUUCGAGGGCGCGCAGCCGCUGUCCCGGCCCGAGUCUGGCGCCAGCACCCCCGGCGGCCCUGCCGAACCCAGCGCGCCUACCGCCCCCAGCGCCGCCCCUGCCCCCGCCGCCCCCGCCCCGGCCCCAGCGCCGCAGAGCGCGGCCUCGUCGCAGCCGCAGAGCGCAUCCACGCCGCCUGCCCUGGCCCCGGGGUCCCUGCUGGGCUCGGCGCCCGGCCUGCCAAGCCCGCUUCUACCUCAGACUUCCGCCAGCGGCGUCAUCUUCCCCAACCCGCUGGUCAGCAUCGCGGCCACGGCCAACGCCCUGGACCCGCUGUCCGCGCUCAUGAAGCACCGCAAGGGCAAGCCGCCCAAUGUGUCGGUGUUCGAGCCCAAGGCCAGCGCCGAGGACCCGUUCUUCAAGCACAAAUGCCGCUUCUGCGCCAAGGUCUUCGGCAGCGACAGCGCGCUCCAGAUCCACCUGCGCUCGCACACAGGCGAGCGGCCCUUUAAGUGCAACAUCUGCGGGAAUCGCUUUUCCACCAAAGGCAACCUGAAGGUGCACUUCCAGAGGCACAAGGAGAAGUACCCCCACAUCCAGAUGAACCCUUACCCGGUCCCUGAGUACCUGGACAACGUGCCCACCUGCUCGGGCAUCCCCUACGGCAUGUCGCUGCCCCCCGAGAAGCCCGUGACCACCUGGCUGGACAGCAAGCCCGUGCUGCCCACCGUGCCCACGUCCGUGGGACUGCAACUGCCGCCCACUGUCCCUGGCGCGCACGGCUACGCCGACUCCCCCAGCGCCACCCCCGCCAGCCGCUCCCCGCAGAGGCCCUCGCCCGCCUCCAGCGAGUGCGCCUCCUUGUCCCCAGGCCUCAACCACACGGAGUCUGGCGUGUCGGCCACCGCCGAGUCCCCACAGCCGCUCCUUGGCGGGCCGCCCCUGACUAAAGCCGAGCCCGUCAGCCUGCCCUGCACCAACGCCAGGGCCGGGGACGCUCCCGUAGGCGCGCAGGCCAGCGCUACACCCACAUCGGUGGACGGCGCACCCACGAGCCUUGGCAGCCCCGGACUGCCCGCCGUCUCCGAGCAGUUCAAGGCCCAGUUUCCGUUCGGGGGGCUGCUAGACUCGAUGCAAACGUCGGAAACCUCAAAGCUGCAGCAGCUGGUAGAGAACAUCGACAAGAAGAUGACAGACCCGAACCAGUGCGUCAUCUGCCACCGGGUGCUGAGCUGCCAGAGCGCGCUGAAGAUGCACUACCGGACGCACACGGGGGAGCGGCCGUUCAAGUGCAAGAUCUGCGGCCGCGCCUUCACCACCAAGGGCAACCUGAAGACGCACUUCGGCGUGCACCGUGCAAAGCCGCCCCUGCGCGUGCAGCACUCCUGCCCCAUCUGCCAGAAGAAGUUCACCAACGCCGUGGUCCUGCAGCAGCACAUCCGCAUGCACAUGGGCGGCCAGAUCCCCAACACGCCGCUGCCCGAGGGCUUCCAGGAUGCCAUGGACUCCGAGCUGGCCUACGACGACAAGAACGCGGAGACCCUGAGCAGCUACGAUGACGACAUGGACGAGAACUCCAUGGAGGAGGACGCCGAGCUGAAGGACGCGGCCAGCGACCCGGUCAAGCCGCUCCUGUCCUACGCGGGGUCCUGCCCGCCCUCCCCGCCCUCGGUCAUCUCCAGCAUUGCCGCCCUGGAGAACCAGAUGAAGAUGAUCGACUCGGUCAUGAGCUGCCAGCAGCUGACCGGCCUCAAGUCCGUGGAGAACGGGUCCGGGGAGAGUGACCGCCUGAGCAACGACUCCUCGUCGGCCGUGGGCGACCUGGAGAGCCGCAGCGCGGGCAGCCCCGCCCUGUCCGAGUCCUCGUCCUCGCAGGCCCUGUCGCCGGUCCCCAGCAAUGGCGAGAGCUUCCGCUCCAAGUCCCCGGGCCUGGGCGCCCCGGAGGAGCCCCAGGAAAUCCCGCUCAAGACCGAGAGGCCCGACAGCCCGGCCCCCGCCCCGGGCAGCGGAGGCGCCCCUGGCCGCGCGGGCAUCAAGGAGGAGGUGCCCUUCAGCCUGCUGUUCCUGAGCAGGGAGCGGGGUAAGUGUCCCAGCACUGUGUGUGGUGUCUGUGGCAAGCCUUUUGCUUGCAAGAGCGCGUUGGAAAUCCACUACCGCAGCCAUACUAAGGAGCGGCCGUUCGUCUGCGCGCUCUGCAGGCGAGGGUGCUCCACUAUGGGUAAUUUAAAACAGCACUUACUGACACACAGAUUGAAAGAGCUGCCUUCUCAGUUAUUUGACCCCAACUUUGCUCUAGGUCCCAGCCAAAGCACUCCUAGCCUGGUCUCCAGCGCCGCACCCACCAUGAUCAAAAUGGAAGUGAACGGUCACGGCAAGGCCAUGGCGCUGGGCGAGGGUCCCCCGCUGCCCGCGGGCAUCCAGGUCCCCGCCGGGCCUCAGACAGUGAUGGGCCCAGGCCUGGCGCCCAUGCUGGCCCCCCCGCCGCGCCGGACGCCCAAGCAGCACAACUGCCAGUCGUGCGGGAAGACCUUCUCCUCAGCCAGCGCCCUGCAGAUCCAUGAGCGCACGCACACCGGCGAGAAGCCGUUCGGCUGCACCAUCUGCGGCCGGGCCUUCACCACUAAGGGCAACCUCAAGGUGCACAUGGGGACACACAUGUGGAAUAACGCCCCCGCGAGACGCGGCCGCCGCCUGUCUGUGGAGAACCCCAUGGCUCUCCUAGGGGGUGAUGCCCUGAAGUUCUCUGAAAUGUUCCAGAAGGACCUGGCAGCUCGGGCAAUGAACGUCGACCCCAGUUUUUGGAACCAGUAUGCUGCAGCCAUCACUAACGGGCUCGCCAUGAAGAACAACGAGAUCUCCGUCAUCCAGAACGGAGGCAUCCCCCAGCUCCCCGUGAGUCUCGGGGGCAGCGCCCUCCCCCCUCUGGGCACCAUGGCCAGUGGGAUGGACAAAGCGCGCACUGGCAGUAGCCCACCCAUCGUCAGCUUGGACAAAGCAAGCUCAGAAACAGCAGCCAGCCGCCCAUUCACACGGUUUAUCGAGGAUAACAAGGAGAUUGGUAUCAACUAGCCAGUGACUUGCUCAUCUGGCCUGCCUAGGCCCACGUGUUGAAGUUGGAGCAUCAGGCCUCCGACCUUUCUUGCCUCAGUUCUCAUUACACUUUCACCCAUAGCAGAAAACACUUUGUGCGGCUGCUGAGAGGUGGUCUUGUAAGUGCUGCAUGGCGCUCCCUUCAACAGUAAGCCUGACUGUUCUUGAGAACUUUGCAAUCUUUUAAAUAAGUUUCCUUCAAAAAAAAGUGCUUGGAAAACCGCCUUAGGAACAGAAAGAGUUCAGACCAUGUCCACUUCCUUUCUCCUGAAACCUAAUAAUCUCUACGAGGGAGAAAGGGGUCCUCUGCGGUAUUCCAGGGAAACUCAUUUGAUGGUUUCGUCUGAAUUAGUUAGACACUUGAAUGAUGUUUUUUAGAACUCUUCAUGUUAAAGACGUGGUUUAGUACUCCCAAUGCUGUGUAUCAUGACACUAUCUUCGUCUGUAGUAUUUAUAAUGUUAAGAUUAUGCGGGUAACACACAGUAUAAUAGCCCCGACCUUAAACGAAGCUUUUGUACUGCAGAAUACAUCUGGCUAUGUGAUUUUUUUUUUAAGCAAGAUUUGUUUUACUAUAAAUAAGUGGAUUAUUUCAAUGCAGGCAAAAUUGUGAAGUUCUGUUGGGAAAGAUAGCAUGCUUUUUGUCUGCAAGUACCUGUCAGUAAUAAGCCUUUUUUUUUUUUUUUUUUUUUUUUAAUUUAAAUGUUUGUAGCUGCUAUGUGGACAGUUGUUUUCUAGUGUGGUCUGUAGCCCAAUAACUGGGGAACGAGUUACAGACAAACAUCACCAUAAAUGACUCACAACAUUAUAAACAGUUGUGAGAAAAUAUUUCACAUUAUCAAAGCUGUACAAUAAAAAGGUAGUGUUUGUAUAAUGUGGUUGCAAACUCUUAAUUUAUACUAUUGCACUUUUAGUAUUUUGUAUUAGGGAGGUUUGUCUAUAAUUUGAAAAUUUUAAAAAAUGUAAAGUAUUUUAUAAAUAGUACUUCAGUUUAAGGAAAAUGGGAAAACUGUUACAGUUCCUUGUUUUGUCUUAUGGUCAAACAAUAUUAGAAAUCUAUGCCACUUAAAAAGAAAAGCCACCAAGACUUGUCAGCUCCUCAGUAAAACAGGGCCUGCCAUUUCUUAAAUUAAAAUGAUCUAUUUAACUUUUCUACAAAGCCCACUUUAAAACUGUGACCACCCCCUAACGACACCUUGGUGAAUUCAUCCUAGGACUAUGACGUCAGUACAAGCCAGGAAGGGACUAGGAGAACCUUCUGCAGGUCUGAUUUUCAUGUAAGCGGGUCUGUCUCUCUCUCUCUCACCCA